Molecule: messenger RNA, 774 nt
Organism: Menidia menidia (Atlantic silverside)
Lineage: Eukaryota; Metazoa; Chordata; Actinopteri; Atheriniformes; Atherinopsidae
Source: the annotation of a GenBank genome assembly
AUGCGCGUUCACGUUAUUAUCGCUGCUCUGUUUUGGUCUGGUCUUGUGGACUCGCGCAAAGUUAGAGGAAUAUCUUCGUCCUACAAAAGGUUCUACAGAGAGAGGAAGUCUUUUUUGUGCAUUGAUGGGUCGAAAAUGAUCCCCUUUGAGCAGGUGAAUGAUGACUACUGCGACUGCGCAGACGGCUCAGACGAACCAGGCACCUCAGCCUGUCCCCGAGGCCGAUUCUACUGCACCAACCUGGGCUUUCGCCCACACUACAUCCCCUCGUCACGAGUUAAUGACGGCAUUUGUGACUGCUGCGACGCUUCCGAUGAAUACAACAGCCACGCUCGCUGCCAGAACACUUGCUGGAAUCUGGGACAGCGAGAGAGGGCGUACGUGGAGGGCCAGAUGAGGACCUUAGAUGAGGGUUUGCGUCUCAAACAGCAGCUGAUUGAGGAGGGAGUUCUGCUCUGGAGGGAGAAACAGGCCCAGCUCAGAGAGCUCCAGCAGGUUGCCGAAGACCUCCAGGUCAAAUUAGAGGAACACAGAUGGAAGAAAAAUGAGGCUGACCGUCGCAAAGAGCAAGCAUUAAAGGCAUCGGAAGCAGAGGACGGUGCUCUCAGACAUCAGAAUGUGUCUGCAACCAGCAUUUUCCAGUUACUUGACAGCAAUAGAGAUGGGAGUAUAUCGGUCAACGAAAUCAAGGCUAAAGUGGUCCUCAUCCACGAUGAGCAGCGAGUUCUCUCCGAGGAUGAAGCACUGAGGAAGUGGAAAUCCCUCGAUUUAUAA